This is a messenger RNA of Lodderomyces theae, 285 nucleotides long. RefSeq lists its product as uncharacterized. The transcript has a single exon. Gene Ontology annotation, molecular function: protein heterodimerization activity. NCBI's taxonomy places the organism in Eukaryota, Fungi, Ascomycota, Pichiomycetes, Serinales, Debaryomycetaceae. Bases 1 to 285 code for a protein of 94 amino acids. The record is from RefSeq and is a predicted model, not a curated record.
AUGUCAAAAGUUGAGAAGAACUACAAGACAUACGAUUCAGCAAGGUUCAGGAAACUACUACAUGCCAAAUUGAACUCUUCAAAAAGUCAACAAGUAGAUGAUGGCGAGUAUCUGCUAAGGAAAGACAACAGUGAUUUGGUCAUAUAUCUACUCUACCUUUCAUUCAUAAAUGAUGUUUUAAAAGAGGCACGCAAGAAGAGUAUAGGUCCAGGAAAUGAGGGCGAGAUCACGGAACAGAGAGUAGAAAAGGCUGAAUCAGAAGUAAUGGAUCGCUACAAGAUGUGA